AUGGACGCCUACGUCCCGUACCAUCUCCUCUCCGAGGCUGACGCAAGCUUCGUGAAGGAGUAUCAACAAAGCCAGCGCCCACGCAUAGGCUACAUUGUCGUGGCGCUGCGCAAAGCACCCGACCAUCCAGUGGUCGUAAUGCCGGCAGAUGACCGGUGCGAGCUGUGCGCAAGUGAUCUCGACUUGCCGUGCGUUGUCGACCUGAGCGAUGUCCUGGAAACCGACAAGCCGACCAAGAGCGUGAAGUGCGCGGCGUGCUCCUCGAAUGCGGUGUCCAAGUGCCGCGUCGUGUCCCACAUGACGCGGGAGGAGCUGCUUGCCCUCGCCGCAGCGGAUAACAGUGCCGAUAUCGAGGCCGCUUGGGAGAAGAUGCGUGACGCCAAGACGAGGCUUGGGAUCGGGCAGUUCUACGAGUGGACCAGGGGCUUAAAGGGCAGAGCCGCGGCUGUCGGGGCAACGAGCAAGGGCAGCCCCGCUCCCCCUGUCCACUCUUCUGAUGCGAGCCCAGGCGGCGAGUUAGCGUAUCAGCCGGGAGGAAACGCGGCCAAGGGCUGGGCCACCAAGCCGCCGGAGUCGGGCCCCUCCAAUCAUGGGCGUUGUAACCCCUACGAUGGCUCCAACGACUAUGGCGAGCUUGACGACAAGGAAGACCCCGACCACGAAGACCGCAAGGUUCACUACGACGCGGACGACGAGGACGACUACAGCCCACCAACUGCCUUGGCGCAGGCCGACCACCAAGGCUUCUCUGGACCUGUGACCGAAGAGCGCGCCCAAAGCCAGAUCCUUCCCCUGACGCAGGUCGCCAUCCUCUCCCUCGGCGAAUCGUGCGACGACCCAUGGUACCUCGUCGAGACAGCCGCGUCCAUUGCACCAGGCUACCAGCUCUCCUUCGCACCGCACCGCGACGACCGUUUCCUACGCCCGCCGUACACGGUACCGAUGUUCGAGCGUUCGACCUUCAUCUCUGCCCAACUACUAGACCUGAUGGCCAGCGCCCAGCGCGUGCCGAGGGGAGGAAGGCUCACGCUCCCCCACUACCUGUACCGUGCGCGCCUGCCGUGCUCGCCUUGCCAUGCGCUCGACCCGGACACGGAGUGUUACAUCCACGAUCUGGUUAUGGACCCCGGUAAGGAAGGGGAGGAUAGACCCAGGUGUCUCCAGUGCAUUGCUGGCGGGAAGCAGUGCGGUUGGGACAGGGUGUGGUGCAACGAUGGGAAGAACGGCGCGGACACGCCGCCGCCUGAUCCCAUGGGCGUGGUGGUUGUGAUGCGCUGGGACGACCGGUCGAAUGUCGUGGACAAGAACGUUGGGAGGAGGAUUCUGUAG
Molecule: messenger RNA, 1329 nt
Organism: Vanrija pseudolonga
Lineage: Eukaryota; Fungi; Basidiomycota; Tremellomycetes; Trichosporonales; Trichosporonaceae
Exons: 2
Coding region: 1-1329 (442 amino acids)
Source: RefSeq, a predicted model, not a curated record